Messenger RNA from Oreochromis aureus, 1962 nucleotides. It is a transcript of the gene malsu1, whose product is annotated as mitochondrial assembly of ribosomal large subunit 1. Gene Ontology annotation, molecular function: ribosomal large subunit binding. Lineage: Eukaryota; Metazoa; Chordata; Actinopteri; Cichliformes; Cichlidae. The record is from RefSeq and is a predicted model, not a curated record. Gene Ontology annotation, cellular component: mitochondrion. Gene Ontology annotation, biological process: negative regulation of ribosome biogenesis; negative regulation of translation. The transcript is spliced from 4 exons. Bases 80 to 814 code for a protein of 244 amino acids.
GAAACACUUCCUGUUUUUAGCUCUGUAAACUCGUGGAUAGCUGUUUCCAUGAUACUGUAAUGUUAGGCAGGUGAAGGCCAUGAAUUUACUCUGUCACUCGCGGAAAGUGCUGUCCUCGGUGUUGAGAAGUAGUGUUUUACUAACGCGAACAGAAGCUUUUGGAAGCAUUUGUUCAAUCUCCAAAGCUCGGUGCAUUAGCCUGUCUGUGCCUCAACAUUUUACAGCAAAUCUGACCUCAUGUCAACACUCGCAUCACGCAGCGUCCUUCACCGGGCACUUUGACAUAAAAAGAUGUUAUUCGGAAAGCGAAGAGAGCCGAAAUUCAGAGAGUAAUGGCGUGAUUGAAGAUGAUUCACAUGAGCUGGACGAUAAUAGCAGCGAAAACAGCUCCCUAAGUCGCAGAUCCUUGGAGACUUUCAGUCUUGAUGUGCUGGUGUCUCUUCUGCGUCAGGAAAAUGCAGUGGACCUCUGUGUGAUUAAAGUACCAGAGCAAAUCAAAUACGCUGAGUACUUCAUUGUCGUCAGCGGUGUGUCACCAAGGCACUUGCGCGCAAUGGCACUAUAUGCCAUUAAAGUGUACAAGUUUCUGAAGAAAGAUGAAGAUCCAAAUGUCAAGAUUGAAGGGAAAGAUGCAGAAGAUUGGAUGUGUAUUGACUUUGGUAAUAUGGUUGUUCAUUUCAUGCUGCCAGAGACUAGAGAAGUGUAUGAACUCGAAAAACUUUGGACUCUCCGCAGCUACGAUGAGCAGCUGAAGAGCAUCCCAACUGAGACACUUCCAGAGGAUUUCAUAUUUGAUGUUGAAGUUACAAAGUGACAACAUCUAAGGCUAAAUAAUAUGUGCCCAGACUGAACUACUUCCUUUGAGUUUUGGAUACAUUCUUUACAGUCAAAAAACAAAUCUGUUGGAUUUCCAAAAGUACUUUAAGUGACAGAAAUGCUGAAACCCAACUUAUCAGUAUAUACUGAUCUCAGAAAUAUUAACUGUACUAUCUACAUUAUAUCUCAUCUGGCCAAAGGACCAAUGAGCAUAAUAUCCCAUGGCAAGACAUCCAUCUGUCUGCAGUUCACAAGAAUUGUUACUCCUUCUACUACUGGCCAAAUUUUAAUAAAACUUGCACACAAUGAACAUCUACUCCAAAUAGUUCUCAAGGUUAAGGUUGCAUUUUGCCAGAUGAGCUACUAUCUGAAAUUUUUAAUGGAACAGAAAGGAAAAAAAUACAUGCUUUUGGCUAUUUAGAAAUUGUGGCAUCACAUAACUUGUCCAACGAAGUAUGCACCGACUCCAGUGUUUAUAACACUCUCAGCAAAGCUGUGCAAGCAGUGGUUCACUUAAGAAGGGUCUUAAAGAUGAGUUUGAGUAGUUUAUGUAAUGUGUGAAAAAAGAAAAAAAAAGUGUUAAUUAUCACAUUUGACCAAAUCGGCUUAUCUUAAAGGGGUGACUGAACAAUAUUCUGAAAUUAGUAGUAGUAGUUUUUGUUAUUCUUUCUAGUGCACUUGAAUGCACUAGAUGCUUUAACAUCAAAUAUGCAGAAACAGGCUUUUGACUAGGCCACACCUGGUGUGUUUUGGAACAUUGUCCUGCUGCAUAACCCAAGUGCCCUUGAGCUUCAAGGCAUGAACAUUCUCCUUUUCAGAAAGCAUCAAGAACUCUGACCUUAACUGAGGCAAAUGGGGCCUGCCAGCAUUUACAAUGAUAGUGAUUUAUCUGUGAUAGGCUAAUGUAUACUUGUAUACUGGUCAGGCUUCAGUAUUUUUCUUUAGAUAAAUAAUCCAGAAACCCAACACCUUUUGUGUUUAAAAGUUGACAACCCCUAAUGAUUCUGUUAAUUUUUCAUACAGUUUGACAUCACUGGUGCGGUGAUAUGGUGUUUGUAAAAUGCUUAAAUGACUCAUGAGUUUUCAGAUAAAAUGUAUGUUUUGUCCUGUUUAGAUUGUUGAAGUAAAUUAUUUUUUCUUACAUUC